AUGCCGCGACGCAAGCCCAUCUCCGCCAAGCAGCGUAAAGCCGAGCUACAACUCAAGAGAGCCGUAAAGCGUGGAGAUGUAGAAGCAACAGCCAUCGCUAAUGAGCAAGCUGCCGAGCGACGUAAGAAGCGUCAUACCAAAGGACGCACUCCUACUGGAUCAGCAAAAUCUGUCCCAGGUCCAAGCAUUAUUGGCGCAGGAAACAUCGGAAUUUCAACGAGACGCUUGGAGAGUCGCUUCCUCAAACUGGACAAAGGGUGGCUAGAGCAUGCCAAACUGGUUGCGGCUACCACAGUGCUUGUACGACCCAUCCCCGAGAACAUGCAAGUUCUGAACGUCCAUGCGUUUUCCGCAUCUUCGGCUGGCGGGAUAGGAGCUAUAGAGACUACUCUCAGCGCACCGAGACGACCAAAAUGGCGAUAUGAUCAGUCCAAGAAAGAAGUCGAGAAGAACGAAGAAGGAUUGUUCCUCAAAUGGCUUCGAGAAACUGAUGACAUCGUGGAGAGAUGGCAGACGGAACCGCUCAGUGUCACUCAAAGUCCAGUAUCAGUGGAUCAUGAAACGAAUGUAGAAGAUCCUAACAAGUUGUCACUUUUUAAGCGCUCUCCGACCUGGUUCGAGAGAAAUCUAGAGGUAUGGAGACAACUAUGGCGCGUUACAGAAAUCUCUCAGAUUCUCUUGAUCUUGCUGGACAGCCGAGCCCCGACGCUCCAUUUUCCGUCAUCUAUGCAGCAAUAUAUCCAGUCAAUGCGACCAACCCCACCAUUGGUACUUGUACUCACAAAGGUCGACCUCAUCACGCCUGCUAGAGCAAAAGCUUGGACGGAAUUCCUUACUACUCAACACCCAACGGCACGGAUAGUUCAGGUCGAGUCUUACAAGGAGAGAGAAGGAAUACUCAACGACGGAAGAGCAGGGAAGAAGUUUCUAGACCCCCACAUCCCAACCGGGUUUCUUGCACAGCUUGUCGACGCCCUGAAAGCGGCAUACACAGACCUUCUAACACCGCCACCAAACACCAAAGCGACUUGGAAGCCUCGUGUCAGAGAAGGUGUUGACUGGGAAAGGAUUUUGGCAGACAACACCCCAAACGGCGAUGGGCGCACGGACACCGCUGCAAUCAUACCCAAAGCGAACGAACCGUCGACAAUAUCAGUGACCGACUCUUCUGUUGACAAGAUUCCCUUGUCGCCACAUGGGCACGCCGACAGCACCGCGUCAGGCGGGGAAGAGGAACCUUUCAUUACGAUCGGACUGAUCGGCCAACCCAAUGUUGGUAAAUCGUCACUACUCAACGCCCUUUUCGGAACGAAGAAAGUAAAGGCCUCCAAAACACCUGGAAAGACCAAACAUUUUCAGACCCUGUUCUGGACUCCAGAGAUUCGAUUGGUGGAUUGCCCUGGCUUGGUCUUUCCGGGGCUUGUGCCAAUGGAACUGCAGGUGCUAGCCGGCGUUCUGCCAAUAUCGCAAAUGCCAUCAAUCCCGUCAUGCGUCCAGUUCGUUUGUGAGCGCAUGCCUCUCGAGAGGAUACUUGGUCUCGAACACCCGGGUGGCGAUAAGCCCGUAGAGGAUAAGCGAACAUGGCGAGCUGGAAUGAAGAAUGCGUCCGAACAACCAGGUACCUCAACUUGGACAGCAAUCGACGUCUUGACGGCGUACGCCACCAAAAACGGAUGGCUAACGGCCAAAGCAGGCAGGCCAGACAUUCAACGGGCGGGUAAUGCACUUUUGCGAGCCUGCGCGGAUGGAAAGAAUAUACGGUGGGGCUUCCGCCCGCCGAGCACUCAGAACAUGGAUGGGGGUGCUGUGAUCGAAGACGGAAUAUGGAUCCGGGGUGGUCACCAUGAUGGUCCAGGAACUUGGGACGAUGCAGACGAAAGUGGCGAGGAUGAAGAUGUUACGGAGGACGAACAAGGAGAGUUAGAAUCGUCAGAGCCAAUCGAAGAGGAGUCGGAGGACGAUAGCGAAGACCUUUCCCAGGAUAGCGGAGCCGCCUUCUCUGUGGCGAGAGGAAGGUUUGGUGCUCUGUCUCUCGUCGACAAUGACGCAUCUAGCGAGGAUUCCUAG
Messenger RNA from Serendipita indica DSM 11827, 2067 nucleotides. The record is from the annotation of a GenBank genome assembly. NCBI's taxonomy places the organism in Eukaryota, Fungi, Basidiomycota, Agaricomycetes, Sebacinales, Serendipitaceae.